AUGAAAACUGUUCCUGACAGGUGGCUCGAUUAUUCCAACAUUGGACAGGUAAUACCUGGAACACCGUUUAUUGCUUGUAAAACUCCAUUAAAAGAGAGCUUAACAAGUGAAAGCAGGUUUACACCUGAAGAUCUGAUUGAAUCAGUGAAAGGUCUUGGGAAAAAUCUUGUCUUGGUUAUUGACCUUACUUACACAACAAGAUAUUAUAACAAAAAGGAAUUUAAAAACAUUUCACAUGUAAAGAUUUUUACACGAGGACAUGUAGUUCCAUCUCCAGAUAGAGUUUCGCAGUUUUUUGAAACUGUUGAUUCAUUUAUGAAAAACUUGGGAAAAGAUGACACCAUUGUUGUUCAUUGCACACAUGGAGUUAACAGAACUGGAUAUUUCAUUUGCAAGUACAUGAUUGAUAAAUUAAAUUUUGAUCCGCAUAAAGCUAUUGAAGAAUUCAAUGCAGCACGGGGUCAUAAAAUAGAAAGAAAAAAUUAUAUAAGCAGUUUGAAAAGUGAAACCAUUGAAAUUCCAUCUAACCGUGUAUAUACAAGUCGGCCAGAAAAAGAAAUGGUACAGCAAUACCCCCAUCAACGGUGUGUGAUUGUUUUCCACUAUCUGAAGCAAGUUUUCGUUAAGGCACAUCGGUUCAACUGUCCGGUUGAUGUUGUUGUUGGCGCAUACUCGGAACUCAAAGUAACCUCGAUGGAAGAAGGUCAACUCAAUGGACACUUUAAUCUGCGUAGUGUUGGCUGGAUAAUGGCGGACCGUAAUACCAGUGGCGUAUUUCCCGCCAGCCUCGUGGUGCCGCUCUCCUUCGUACGGAUCGCCACAAGUGCCGCACAUCCCGUUGUUGUAGAUCAGGUUCUUUAA
Messenger RNA from Acanthosepion pharaonis, 861 nucleotides. The record is from the annotation of a GenBank genome assembly. NCBI's taxonomy places the organism in Eukaryota, Metazoa, Mollusca, Cephalopoda, Sepiida, Sepiidae.